AUGCCAUCCAACCCCAGCUUCAAUUGGCUGAAACUUCAGAAUGUCUAUUAUAAUAUUCGAACAUGCUAUGAUAGUUUAAAUUGGACAAUUGAUAACCUUUACUACAAUUACAUCGUGGCCCUUUCUCCCAAUGCAACACUUGUUGCCAUUGCCUCCAAAUUUGUCCCCCAUCCAAAUUUAAUAGAGGUAUAUUCUGCCAGUGGGGCCAAAAUAUGGUCAAUUGUAUUCAAUAGUAGUCUAGAAGAAUAUAUUCAUAGCUUCCACUUCAGAGGUGAAGAUUUGGUGGUUAUACUCAACAAUGGAGUCUACCGCUACUAUAACGACUUUAUGGGCAAUUUCAAUGAGUAUAGUUAUUUAAAGCAUUUAACACCGAUGGACAAUGUUGGUAGUUAUAAGAAUGGAGAACGAUCCAAGCCAACCCUAAUUACAAAUUUAGAGAAUAAUGAAACUGAGGAGAUUCAUAAAAUACUCGAAGUUCAAGUAUGGAAUUCCUAUUUGGUUAUACGAAUGGAUGUUAAGUUUAUUAUAUGUGAUUUGAAUACUUUCACCAAUUUUGAAAUCCCAUUGGAAUUACCUGAUAUAACUACAUUCAAGUUCCAGCCAGUUGAUAAGGAAGAAGCUUUGAUUAUACAUGCUCCUUGUAAACAAACAAUAAUGACCCUCAAAAUCGAUAUUGGUCUAACCACAUAUGAAGUUAUAGAUCAAGAACUCACAGAUGGUCCCUUUACCGACAUUUCAAUCUCCCUGAAUGGGCAACUAAUUGCUCUUUUCAAUAGAAUAAUGAAGAAGAUAUUUGUCAUUAAUAAUAAAUUCGACCAAGUACUCAUGGAAUAUGAUACAAUCAACGAAUCCAGUAUUCCUUAUCAAAUAGAAUGGUGUGGUAAUGAUGCUAUUGUAUUAUCAUUCAAAGACGAAGUUAAAUUGAUAGGUCCGGGGCAGCAAUCAAUCUCAUUCUUUUACGACAUUGAAGAUGAAAGUGAAUUCGAUUUAGAUAUGCUUUUAAAGGACACUGCUAAAGAAGAAUUGUCAUUUACAAUUCCAAUCUUGCAAUCUUCUAUUGAUGGGCUACGAAUAAUAACUACUAAUAAAGUUCAAUUCCUUAGUCGAGUUUCAGAAACAAGUGUGCAAAUGUAUCAAGUUGGAUCAGCACAUCCAAGUAGUAUUUUGGUUGAUUGUAUUGACAAGUUUGCCCUGAAUGCAUCUAAGGCAGAUGCAAAUAUAUCGAUAUUGAGAAAUGAUGGUACGUUAUUAGAAGCCAUGACUGAAUGUUUAAAGGUGGCUCUUGAUGAGUUUGAUCAUGUUUGGCAAAAGCGGGCCCUCCGAGCAGUAUCAUUUGGAAAGAUUUACUAUGAUGACUAUUAUGAUUCUGAUGAAUAUUUGUCUGUGCUUAACAGUAUUCAAGUAUUGAAUCAAAUUAGAUCACCCGAAAUUGGAUUGUUUCUAACUUAUGAUCAAAUUAAGAAUCUAGGUUGGAAAUUGAUUGUACAGAUGUUAUUGAAGAGGAAUCAACACUAUCUAACCCUCAAAGUUAUUGAACGACUCAAAUUGGAUAAUCUUAAGGAAUUGGUAUACAUUCAUUGGUGUUGUUAUAAAAUUAAAAAGGAUCUUGAUACUUCAGAUGUGGAAUUAUUUAAAAUUAUAACAGAAAAAUUGGUUUCAUUAAGUUCUAAAAGAAUAAACUACAUUUCAGUGGAGCAAAUAUCGGAAGUUGCCCACGAAGAAGGACGAAAUACCCUCUGUAAAUUUUUGGUGAGUCUUGAACCUUCUGUAUCCAAGAAAAUCCAACAACUUUUACAAUUCGAAGAAGUGGAAUCGGCUCUCAUAAAAUCAUUCCAAUGUGGAGAUUAUGAUUUGUCGAAACUUAUUCUAUUAUAUUUACAAGAUUCGUUAUCAAUCUCACAAUUUUUCCGAGUUUUGAACCAAAACGAACUGGUGAUUCAAGACGAUGGGGAAAAAGAGUUGCAAGACUUGAAUGUCAAGAUUUCGUCAAAUACUAUGAAUGUAACUGGUGAAUUAAUUGGACACAUGUGGAUUGAAGCUAUCGGGAAAUAUUCUCCACUGCUCCUAGAAAGAUAUUAUAAGCAAGAGGGGAAGAAUAAUGAAUUAAAUAGCCUUAAAUUGAAAUCUUUGGAAUCUCGUACCCCCGAUAAUAGUGAAGAAUAUUACGAAACUGUUAAACUGACGCUACACAAAUCAAUGAAUCGAUCUUUGAAUAAACGAUCUAUGAAAGCACUACAAAAAGAACUUUCUAUUUUGGAGUUACAAAAGAAGUUGGGGGAGACAUAUAUGACAAAUUUCUACUCGGAAAAAUCAAUUACGGCUAUCCUUACUAGAUUGAUUAAAAUGAACCAAUUGAAGCCAGCAAGUAAGAUUAUGCACGAUUUUAGUGUUUCCCAGGAAAAAUAUUGGUAUCUUGCCCUCAAAACAUAUUCAGAAUCGAAAGAAUUUGACCGCUUGUACGAGUUUGCAUUUGGGUCACUAGAUGCUACCACCGCAAAAUCACCAAUUGGAUUUGAACCGUUUGUUGAAACUGGGUUCAAAUGCGGAGCUCCUAAGGCUCACAUUUCUGCAUAUAUUCGAAACUCGCAAAAGUACAAGUAUGCUGACAAGGCACAACAUUUUGCUAGGAAUGAAGAUUAUGAACUGGCUGGUUUAGAAGCAUUUAGAAUGAAAGAUGUGGAGCUAUUGAGAAAUAUCCUUGCUUCUAUUCCUCUGUCAAAUCAGCAAGGGAUAAAAGUGAUAAAGGAGUAUAUUGAGAAUUUGGGUUAUUGA
This is a messenger RNA of Spathaspora passalidarum NRRL Y-27907, 2772 nucleotides long. RefSeq names its product tethering complex subunit (gene VPS16). Gene Ontology annotation, cellular component: HOPS complex; cytoplasm; endosome. The record is from RefSeq and is a predicted model, not a curated record. Lineage: Eukaryota; Fungi; Ascomycota; Pichiomycetes; Serinales; Debaryomycetaceae. The coding region runs from base 1 to 2772 and encodes 923 amino acids. Gene Ontology annotation, molecular function: actin binding. The transcript has a single exon. Gene Ontology annotation, biological process: endosomal transport; vacuole fusion, non-autophagic; intracellular protein transport.